Molecule: messenger RNA, 1202 nt
Organism: Prorocentrum cordatum
Lineage: Eukaryota; Dinophyceae; Prorocentrales; Prorocentraceae
Source: the annotation of a GenBank genome assembly
AUGGCGCACAGGCAUCAUGGAACCCGUGAGGCUGGACCCGGAGUCGCCUGGGAGUGCAUUCCCUGCGGCAGGAGCGUCAAGAGCCAUCUCUGGCGCUGCCUCUGCGGCACGACCUUCGACAGGAACGAGAACAUGGCGAACCAGCAUCCAGGUGGCGCCCACUUUGAGAAGGUAGGCGGCAGGAUCCAGCCCACAAGGUCCCAGUCGAGACCGAGGUCCGAGGCGCCACGAGGCAAGGACAACUCGAGGGCGGCCAAAGCCAUCGUGCAGCAGGCCGUGCCCAUCACGAGGGUCAAUAUGCUCGCCUCCAUCCGCGCGUCCCAGCACUACCAAGAGCCGCCCAUGGACAUGGCCGAGCUUCGCAAAUUCAAGCGCCGGAACUACGGACGGAUGCUCAGGGGCCUGGCCAAGAGCCAGGAAGACCAGGACGCCAAGAUAGCUGUCGACAACCCCGAGUUUGCCUGGCUGGGGAACGUGCUUAACCUCCUCAGGCGGGAGGCCAAGGGGGACUACUUGUUCGGGUUCAACUACGCCGACUGGGUCCAGAGCUUCGCCGACGUGGGCAGACGGCUGCGCCUCGGGUACCCGCCCGUGCUGUACCAACUCAGGCACGGGGGGGCGUCGCACGAGGCGCUCGCCGGGUUCCGGGACGCAGCCGGGCUGAAGCAGCGGGGGCGCUGGAGCAGCGACGCGUCGGUCCGCAGGUGCGCCAAGGGGGGCCGGGUCAACCAGGUGCUGGCCUCCCUCAGCGCAGCCAUGCGGAGGCACGGCGCCGACUGCGAGGCCAGACUUGGCCGCUUCUCCCACAGCUGGCGGAGGCACCCUCGGCUGGCAAACGUACCCAUCUACGAGAUCGACCUCCGCUACCACCUGUCGCACGACCUCACGGUGCGCAAGGGCCAGCGGAUCAUCAGAGGUCUCAUCCAGCAUGGCCUGGUGCGGGCUAUCUGGCUGGGCGUGCCCUGCAACACUUUCUCGCGGGCUCGAGAGUCUGGCCCGCCUGGGCCAACGCCCUUGCGGUCCGCCGAGUUCCCAGCAGGGCUCCCAAACCCGAAGCCGCACGACCAGCAGAAGCUGGAGGUGGGUAGCGCACUGGCCGCCUUCGCCGCCCGGUUGAUGGCGGAGUGUCGGCGGAGGAAUGUACCAGUCGUGUUCGAGAACCCUUGGACAAGUCGGCUUUUCCAGCAACCCUGUUUCCUGAG